This is a messenger RNA of Antechinus flavipes (yellow-footed antechinus), 1332 nucleotides long. It is a transcript of the gene B3GNT7, whose product is annotated as UDP-GlcNAc:betaGal beta-1,3-N-acetylglucosaminyltransferase 7. The transcript has 2 exons. Lineage: Eukaryota; Metazoa; Chordata; Mammalia; Dasyuromorphia; Dasyuridae. The record is from RefSeq and is a predicted model, not a curated record. Gene Ontology annotation, molecular function: hexosyltransferase activity. Gene Ontology annotation, cellular component: membrane. Bases 1 to 1251 code for a protein of 416 amino acids.
AUGUCGGAGCGCUCUGAGAGGAUCCGGAAGCUUCACAGGCCUCCGGGGCGACGGCUCCGGGGUCUCCGAUCACCGAUGGGGGCGCCGAGGGUCAAGAAGAAGACGGUGUACCGCUCGGCGGGCCUGUCCCUGCUGCUGCUCCUGGCCCUGACGGUGCUGCAGCGCGGCCUGGCUCCGGGCCAGUUCCUUUACCCUUCGCCCUCCAGCCUGGUCAAGCGGGCGGACUCCGGGUUCUGGAAGUUGUCCGGGAACACCCCGAGCCCCGCGCCCCCCACGGCCACAGCCGCCGUCUGGGACGUGGCGGCCUCCAACUGCUCGGCCAACACCAACCUGUCGCGGCAGGCCUGGUUCCGGGCCCUGGAGCCGCACUUCCAGCAGUUCCUCCUGUACCGGCACUGCCGCUACUUCCCCAUGCUGAUGAACCACCCCGAGAAGUGCGCCGGCGACGUCUACCUGCUGGUGGUGGUCAAGUCGGUGAUCACGCAGCACGACCGGCGCGAGGCCAUCCGGCGCACCUGGGGGCGCGAGCGCGAGGCGCCGGGGGGCCGGGGGGCCGUGCGCACCCUCUUCCUGCUGGGCACGGCCUCCAAGCAGGAGGAGCGCGCCCACUACCAGCAGCUGCUGGCCUUCGAGGACCGGCUCUACGGCGACAUCCUGCAGUGGGACUUCCUGGACUCCUUCUUCAACCUGACGCUGAAGGAGGUGCACUUCCUCAAGUGGCAGGCCGCCUUCUGCCCCGGCGUGCGCUUCAUCUUCAAGGGGGACGACGACGUGUUCGUCAGCCCCGAGAACCUGCUGGAGUUCCUGGCCGACCAGCGGCCCGAGGGCGACCUCUUCGUGGGCGACGUGCUCGCGCGCGCGCGGCCCAUCCGCAAGAAGGACAACAAGUACUACAUCCCGGGCGCGCUCUACGCCAAGCCCGUGUACCCGCCCUACGCGGGGGGCGGGGGCUUCCUCAUGGCCGGCGGCCUGGCGCGCCGCCUCUUCCGCGCCUCCGAGCGCCUGCAGCUCUACCCCAUCGACGACGUCUUCCUGGGCAUGUGCCUGCAGGCGCUGGGCGUGCGGCCCACGGCGCACACGGGCUUCAAGACGUUCGGCAUCACGCGGGACAAGAGCAGCGCCCUCAACAAGGAGCCCUGCUUCUUCCGCUCCAUGCUGGUGGUGCACAAGCUGCUGCCCGACGAGCUGCUGCGCAUGUGGGAGCUGGUGCACGGCAACCUCACCUGCUCCCGCAAGCUGCAGGUGCUCUAGCCGCCGCCCCGGGGCCUGACCGACGGCUGGGAGGCCCCGCCCCCGGCCCACAAGCCCCUGGGACCGCAGGCAAUGGGCGGG